UAAAGGUGCCCUGUCUAGUGUGGUUUACUACCAUGUACGAUGUGUAGGUAUUCAUUUUCAUCAUCCUACAAACGUUCAGUCCUUGGAACAGAUCUUAAGUCUAAAUCCUGAGUCUUAUCCAAUUCUUCAGUUCAUGAUAUAUCCCAUCUAAAGCUAUCAACCUAAGUUAUGUCAUCCAAUGCAGAAUCAGACUUGGAGAAAGCAUCCGCUCCAGUCGCAGUUAACGACGUUCCAGCGACGGACAACGUCAUUGAUUGGGAUUUGAAUGACCCUUCCAAUCCGCACGACUGGACAAGCGGAAAGAAAUGGCGACAUAUCGUUCUAGUGUCGCUGCUGGCGUUAGUAACGAAUAUGGGCCCAACCACUUGCGCUGCCGGCAUUAGCCAAAUUGUCCAAGAAUUCGGUAUCACGUCGGAUACUUUAAGCACCUUAGCUAUCACCAUCUAUGUCCUUGGCUUAGCUUUGGGCCCUAUGUUCAUCUCACCACUCAGUGAGGUGUACGGGCGCUUACCGGUAUACCAUGGAGCUGUCAUCGGAUUCAUAGCUUUCCUCCUUGGUACGGCUCUAAGCCAAUCAACUACGCAGUUCAUGGUAUUCCGAUUCUUCUCUGGAGCAAUGGGCGGUGUUCCAAUGGCCCUUGGUGGCGGUACAAUCGCCGAUCUCACCGCGCCUGCGGAGAGGGCCACAGCGAUGGCUUUAUUUAGCUUAGGGCCUCUUACAGGACCUGUUCUCGGCCCUUUGCUUGGUGGCUUCAUUGCAGGCGGCGCAGGGUGGCGAUGGACUUUCUGGUUUCUCGUCAUCCUCGGUGGCACCGUUGAAAUCGCCUGUAUUAUAUUCAUGCGUGAAACUCACCCAAAGAUCAUCCUCGAGCGCAAGGUUGACCGCCUCAGAGUUGCGACAGGUAAUCUUAAGUUAGAGUCGAAGCUCACCCGGACCAACGUCACACCCCAACAGGUCCUCAUCCAGGCCCUCGUGCGUCCUACAAUGCUCUUGUUCCGCUCUCCUAUUCUACUUGUUAUCUCCCUGUAUGUUGCAGUGGUGUUCGGCACCUUGUAUUUGCUGUUUACUACAUUCGUUCCUGUAUUUGAGGGACAGUAUGGAUUCACCACAACCGUUUCCGGAUUGACCUACCUUGGGCUUGGCGUCGCUCUUCUUGCGGCUAUGGCUACAUUCACUCUAGUGAGUAAUCGCAUCCAAGCUUCCCGCAUGAAGAAAGAGGGCAUACAGCAGCCCCGACCGGAGUAUCGCCUGCUCCUUAUGAUAGCCUUCAGUCCCCUUGUGGGCCUUGGCUUAUUUCUCUACGGAUGGACAACCGAAUACAAGGUACAUUGGAUCGUACCUAUUAUCGGCACCUUUAUCACCGGCUUCGGUGCUUAUUUCGUACUUAUGCCUGCGCAGCUCUACCUUAUUGACCUGUUUGGGUCCGCGGGAGCUGCGUCAGCCUUAGGCGCAAACAAUCUUUUGAGAAGCAUGGCUAGUACAUUUCUACCAUUAGCUGGGCCUCCAAUGUACGACAGGCUUGGAUAUGGAUGGGGCAACACGCUCUUGGGUUUCCUUGCGCUGGCUUUUGUCCCGGGACCGAUCUUGUUCUACAAGUUCGGUGAGAGGCUCCGAGCAAAGACUCAAGUCAAGAUGUAAUUUAAUAGAGUAAUUGGGCAUUUGAGGCAAUUGAAUAGCAGAACGGUUUACAGGGUUUCCAACAAGCAUUAGACAGCGAUAAUAUGACAGGGAAAUAGAAUGAGCAGGGAUAUUAUAGCAUGGUAGAUUUUAAGGGGUUAGUUAGUAAGAGUCAACAAGAUCAUGGUCAUAACUCUA
Molecule: messenger RNA, 1815 nt
Organism: Annulohypoxylon truncatum
Lineage: Eukaryota; Fungi; Ascomycota; Sordariomycetes; Xylariales; Hypoxylaceae
Product: putative MFS multidrug transporter
Exons: 4
Coding region: 169-1638 (489 amino acids)
Biological process (GO): transmembrane transport
Molecular function (GO): transmembrane transporter activity
Source: RefSeq, a predicted model, not a curated record